Molecule: messenger RNA, 1218 nt
Organism: Trichoplax adhaerens
Lineage: Eukaryota; Metazoa; Placozoa; Uniplacotomia; Trichoplacea; Trichoplacidae
Exons: 4
Coding region: 1-1218 (405 amino acids)
Biological process (GO): proteolysis; positive regulation of apoptotic process; programmed cell death
Molecular function (GO): serine-type endopeptidase activity; protein binding
Source: RefSeq, a predicted model, not a curated record
AUGGCAGGAAAUCUUACUACAUUAGCUCGAGCUAGCCGUCAAUUGACUGCUUUAUACGUUAAGCAAACCUUACGUUCCAUUCAUAAAACGAAUUCAAGUACAAGAUAUGGUCAAGGUAAGCGUAAUAGCGUUUGGAAAUAUUUUCGUAAUCCUUGGUUUGCUGCUGUGGCUGUAUCCUCAGUUGGCUCUUUAAGUUGGAUAGGGUAUAAAUAUAUGGUAAAGAAGGAUGAUUUCAUUAAGGUAACAAGGGUCUACGCAAAGUCACAAGACAGUGAUAUCGAUAGAGAUAAUAAAAUGCCACGUUCAAAGCAAUAUAAUUUUAUUGCGCAAGCUGUGGAAAUGACAGCUCCUACUGUGGUCCAUGUUGAAACUGCAGCCACCAAUAGGACUAUGUUUGGAGAUGUUGUUAUGCAUGGAAGCGGCUCUGGAUUUAUUAUUAGUGAAGAUGGAUUAGUAUUAACUAAUGCCCAUGUUAUUGAACGAGCUUACGCUGUUAAAGUCAAACUUUAUGACGGUAGUGAACUUGCUGGAGAGGUGAUCGAUGUUGAUAUAGAUGCUGAUCUCGCUUUGAUAAAGCUGAAAACGAAGAAAAAGUUACCAGCAAUGGCACUUGGAUCAUCUAGUCAACUUCGUCCUGGCGAAUGGGUUAUUGCUAUGGGCAGUCCACUUAGCUUAACUAACACGAUCACAGCAGGAAUUGUUAGCACUGUUCACCGUGAAGUUCCUGGUCUGCAUAGUGGUAUUCAAUAUAUUCAAACAGAUGCUGCUAUAAAUGACGGCGAGGCUAUUGGUAUUAACACGAUGAAAGCUGUAGUUUCUGGCAUCUCAUUCGCGAUACCGAUUGACGUAGCCAAGGAGUUUCUAAAGAAUGCACAAUUAAGAUCAUCAACGAGUAAAACUCGUAGAUCUCGAAUGGAUUACUACAUUGGGAUUUCAAUGUUGACUUUGACACCUAGCAUCCUAGGAGAAAUUCAAGCAAGGACAGAUAAACUUGAUGAUAUCACCACUGGAGUAUUUUUGCCAAAUGUAGCGGCUGGAUCACCAGCUUAUAGAGCUGGCUUAAGGGGAGGUGAUGUCAUUACCGAAGUGAAUGGAAAAUCUGUAAAAGCUAGUAAGGAGAUUUAUAAUAUUGUUAAAGCCGGAGAGGCAAUGCAAGUUAAAGUCAGAAGAGGAACAGACGAUUUUACGUUUUUUGUUACACCUGAGUCCAAAUUUUAA